Striga asiatica is the source of this 2301-nucleotide messenger RNA. The record is from the annotation of a GenBank genome assembly. Lineage: Eukaryota; Viridiplantae; Streptophyta; Magnoliopsida; Lamiales; Orobanchaceae.
GAGAGUGAAAGCUAAACAUGAAUUUUAAAUCCCCUUUUUCAGAUUCCUUACGUUGAGAUGGAAAAAGAGCCGAAGGCAACAAAACAAAUGUAAUAUAUAAAAUAUAUAUAUAAAAAAAAAAAAAGUAAACAGAGAUCCGUUCAAUUCCAAUCUAUGGAAAGCGAAAAGCUGAGCGUGUCCAGUUUCUUGAUUUUCUUCAGAGAACGAGUGGCUCAGAUUUCGGCUAAGGGCGUAGGUUUAGAAUGGCUGGUGAGACAGACGGACGAUGUUAGAUACAAAAUCGGGCCUUUGUGUGUCGUGAUAAAGGCGUCGUUUUUGGUGCCCGUGCUUAGGUUCGCUGUGUACGUUUGUUUGGCGUGUUCGUUUCUGUUGUUCGUGGAGUGGGUCCACGUCAUGUCCCUGGCCGCAAUCGCCAGGCUCUUCCGGAAAAGGCCCGCGGAAAGGUUCAAAUUUGAGGCCACGGCGGACGAAUUGGAAGGCGCCGGCGCCGAUUUUCCGGUGGUUCUUGUCCAGAUACCUAUUUACAAUGAGAUUGAGGUUUACAAGAUUUCUAUUGGGGCAGCGUGUAAUCUUUCAUGGCCUGCUGAGAAGCUGGUGAUUCAGGUGCUGGAUGAUUCAACCGACCUUCGACUCAAGACAACAAGAGAUGCAUAUUCGUUUGAUGAUAUGAUUGAGAAAGAAUGCAUAAAGUGGGCAAGCGAAGGCAUUAAUAUUCGAUAUCAAAUUAGACAAGGUAGAGUAGGCUACAAAGCCAGGGCACUCAAAGAAGGCUUAAAGCACGAUUAUGUCAAAGAUUGUGAGUAUGUAGCAAUAUUUGAUGCUGAUUUUCAGCCAGAACCCGACUUUUUGCAUCGAGCAAUGCCUUUCCUCAUACACAACCCUCAAAUCGGACUCAUACAAGCUCGUUGGAGAUUUGACUUGAAACCUCUAAUAAGGGUUGAAAUGAUUUUGCUUCUCAACUGUUUGGCUUAUUUGGCAGUGAAUGCAGAUGAAUGCUUCUUGACAAGAAUGCAGGAAAUGUCACUGGACUAUCAGUUUGUAAUCGAGCAAGAAGGAGGCUCAUCCAUUCAUUCAUUUUUCAGCUUUAACGGAAGUGGUGGAAUAUGGAGAAUUGCAGCCAUAAACGAGGCCGGUGGAUGGAAUGACCGAACAACAGUAGAGGACAUGGAUCUUGCCAUUCGAGCUGGCCUCAAGGGCUGGAAAUAUGUUUUUCUAGGAGACCUUGAGGUUAAAAGUGAACUCCCCAGCACUUUCAUGGCCUAUCGCUCUCAACAGCAUAGGUGGGCCUGUGGGCCAGCCAAUCUAUUCCGGAAAAUGGUGAUUGAGAUUUCGAAAAACAAGGAAGUGUCAAUCUGGACAAAGUUUUACAUAAUAUACAAUUUCUUCUUCGUACGGAAGAUUGUUGGGACCAUGUUCACUUUCUCCUUUUACUGUGUGGUUCUGCCUUUGGUGAGUUUGAUUCCUGAAGCUGAUGUUCCUAAAUGGGGAGCCAUUUUGGCCACUUUUAUAAUUGCCACCAUUAACACGUUGGUCGCAACUCCAAGUUCUUAUGAAAUAACUACAGAGGCUGCCUCAAAACAUCCCGCUUUUGAUGAAUUCCAGCUCAACAUAAAAAUGUUUGAAAUUCACUCCAACUUUCUGGUAUUACGCUGCAAAACAUAUGAAAAUAAGGAAGAAAGGUCACUACAUCUGGCUAUACCUUGGCUUCUCUUUGAGAACGUAAUGUCAUUUCACAGGAGCAAGGCUUUAUUCAUUGGUCUAUUCGAGGCUAAGAGGGCAAAUGAAUGGGUUGUGACUGAAAAACUUGGAGAUGCCCUCAUCAAGAACAAACCCAAUCCUGAAUCAAGCUCAGAAAAAGAGCCCAACCAGAAAAAUCGUCUUAGAGAAAGAAUACAGCCACAGGAGCUUUUACUGUCGUUGAUUCUUUUCGCAUGUGGGUUUUACAAUAUCUUCUACAGUGCCGACAGAUAUUACAUUUACCUUUUCCCUCAGUCUAUCUUCUUUGCAAUAGCUGGGUUCGGUUAUUUUGGGACAAUUGUUCCAAGUUUGGCAAGAAAUGACUUGUAUAAACCCUUGCUUAGCUAGGACGGACUUAAUUAAAAUGACUGGUUGAGGUUUUUUUGUGUCUCCACCGGUUUAUAAUUAGCAGAGGCAAUGGGUUGAUCUUAUUGUUUUAUGAAUCAUAGUUAGUCUAGUUGAAAAUAGAUUUAGAUGGCGGGAUUUUUUGUUUUUGAAUGACAUAAGUUGUAUGAAUGUAAAUUUCUUGUUGCUCAAUGUUUUUUGUAACUUGAGGUUCAUGGC